AUGCUUCGCCUUUCACGAUUAUGGACACGUCAAAUACUUAAACUUGUGUUUGGCGUGUUGGCAUUGUUAGGCAUGCUUUUCCUUGUGGACAGGUAUUACAAUAUUUUACCUUCUGCCAUCCAGACUCGGAUCUUACUUCACCAACAGGGCCACGUUGUUGUUGAUCUUAAAGUAGAGUCUUGUUUCCUCCAGUCCAGAUGUCCUAUAACCGAUCAGGUGUGGUUCCGUGUGCCAAAGGAACUUAGCCUGAAUAAGCGCUGGAAUCGCAAAUCUUAUCUUUAUGUCAAGCGCGUUAAAGAAGAGGAAUUGACGUCUAAUAUGCCAGUGAUUUUAGACGUUGCGGUAGAUUUAAAUAUCAACAACGAAUUACCACCCCACAUCCUUAAGGAUAUUGAAAAGGAAGAAGAGAAAGAAGAAAAAAAACAAAAUAUCUCACAGCUAUCAAUAAAAGAUCAACAUGAGCUUGCAGGUUCUAAAGGCUGGACUAAAGAAAAAUUUAAUAUUUGGAUCAAACGCGGCAAGUACAACCAGUUUUCUUCAAUUACCAGUGUCGAUGUGCUUUUCGGCCAUGAUGCGCAAGACCCCAGACUUGGAUGGCAACUACGCGAAGGGUUUAUUGGCAAUGAACAAAAAUCUCUUCCUAGGCUCACAGUUCGCAUAGGCCCCAAGCAAGAGAACCCAGAAGUGGAAUUGCGUAUUCACAAGACUGGCAAGUUCAAAAUCAUUCAACUUGCUGAUUUACAUUUUUCAACUGACUACGGGGCAUGCCGCGAUUUGUUUCCAGCUAAUAAGGAUGAAAGAAAAUCAUGCAAAGCUGAUCCUCGCACUUUGGAAUUCGUUGAAAAGGUUCUUGAUCAGGAGCAACCUGAUUAUGUUGUGCUCACAGGCGACCAAAUCUAUGGAGAAUCUUCUCCAGACUCUGAGACAUCAAUUCUUAAAGUUGUUGCGCCACUGAUCCGCCGAAAAAUACCCUAUUCCAUGGUCAUGGGCAAUCACGACGACGAGGGCGGCAGCUUAUCGAGAAAAGAACUCGUAACACUUGUUUCCGACCUGCCGUACUCCUUGACACAGGUGGGCCCAGAAAAUGUUUCUGGUUAUGGUAAUUAUGUCCAGCAGGUUCUGGGCCCCCGGAGUGAAAACCCAGCCUUGACAUUUUACUUCCUUGACAGCCACUCUCGCAGCCAAAACAACAAACUAUACCCUGGAUACGCCUGGAUUGAGCAAGACCAAUUGGAUUUUGUAACACAAAGCUACAACCAUUUGAAGGAAAAGCAAGCACAGUACUCACACAUCCACAUGUCCAUGGCCUUUAUGCAUAUCCCCUUCACAGAAUAUGUUUCCAACAAGCCCAUCGUGGGCCAAGCUCGUGAGCCUGUUACAGCAUCGAAAUUUAAUCUUGGAACUCGCGAUGUUCUUGCUAACGUGGGUGUUUCAGUAGUCAGUGUCGGCCAUGACCACGUCAAUGACUAUUGCAUGUUCCAUGAUAAAACAGCAGAGGAAGGUCCUUUAAAUCAUGACACAGCUAUGUGGCUAUGCUUUGGUGGUGCAACUGGCGAAGGAGGAUAUGGCGGAUACGGUGGAUAUGAAAGAAGAGUCCGUUUAUUCGAGAUUGAUACACAGGCAGCGACAAUUUCCAGCUGGAAACUGUUGCAUGAGCACCCGGAUGCCCGAGUAGACGAGCAAGUGUUAGUUCGCGAUGGCAAAGCCGCAUUAAGCACCUGA
Molecule: messenger RNA, 1722 nt
Organism: Magnusiomyces paraingens
Lineage: Eukaryota; Fungi; Ascomycota; Dipodascomycetes; Dipodascales; Dipodascaceae
Exons: 1
Coding region: 1-1722 (573 amino acids)
Cellular component (GO): cytoplasm
Molecular function (GO): phosphoprotein phosphatase activity
Source: RefSeq, a predicted model, not a curated record